Messenger RNA from Engraulis encrasicolus (European anchovy), 1650 nucleotides. It is a transcript of the gene ifngr2, whose product is annotated as interferon gamma receptor 2. NCBI's taxonomy places the organism in Eukaryota, Metazoa, Chordata, Actinopteri, Clupeiformes, Engraulidae. Gene Ontology annotation, cellular component: plasma membrane. The coding region runs from base 532 to 1650 and encodes 372 amino acids. Gene Ontology annotation, molecular function: cytokine receptor activity; protein binding. The record is from RefSeq and is a predicted model, not a curated record. The transcript has 9 exons. Gene Ontology annotation, biological process: cytokine-mediated signaling pathway.
CCCCGUCUCUUCUCGUUGGCACCUUAACCGCAGGAGGGGGCGGGGAGAGUUUCUGUGGUUAUUGCCAAGUAAUAACGAAUAUUCACUCGUGUCUCUUUGUUUGUUUGUUUGUUUGGCUGGAGUGAUUUUGGCACAGAUUCGGCCUAGUUGUUACCUCAACGAUUAUUCGGAGAGGCCUUUUGUGUCCUUGUACGUUUUAUUGCCAAUUAUUUGCGGUUGAUCUGUGGUUAUUGCCAAGUAGUUGCCUAUUCACUUGUGUCUUUUUCGAGCUGAUGAAAUGUUGGGGCACAGACUUAGCCUACUUACUUAUACGAUAAUUUAGCGAGGGUUUCUGGCCUGUCCGUUUUAUUGCUUUUUUGAUUUGUUUUGCGAUUGCUCAACUAGUUUCACUGACGUUUCACUUCACUCCCUCUGAGUCUGACGCGCCUGUUCCCGUAGGUUACGCCCGUCGGGAAUAGAAGCGAAAUCGAAACUGAAUAAGUCUGAAGUGAGUUUGAUCAUGGAGUGUCUACGGAGCUACGUUUUGAGUUAAUGACGAUGAUAUUUACUGGAUUUUGUAUCCUCUGCGCAGCGACGGUGGUCCUCGGCGAAGUGCUGUUGGCUCCUGAAGAUGUGAAGCUCGACCCAUCCGGGCCCGUCCUCACCUGGACCGCACACACACACUCACACACACACACCGCCACCUUUACCACGCAGUACCGCAGCGGGGAGGAGAGUGAGUGGAGAGAUGUGUCUGGUUGUGAGAACAGCGUUCGGCAUCGGUGUAACUUCGCGGCCGUGGCAACGGAACUUUACGGAGCGUCACUACGCGUGCGUGCCCAGCAACACAACAUCUCAUCACCAUGGACACAGAACGAGGAGACCGUGAAAUGCGUACACACGCGCGUGUGCUCCCCGGAGGUGGAGGUCUUGGUGUCUCCUGGGUACCUGAGUGUCCACAUGGAUCGUAACCGUGGCGACCGCAGCCUGCGGGACGAGUACGGAGACACAAACCUCAAGUACAGAGUCUACCGCACAGACACACACCCCACACAGGUGGAGUGUGACCUGUGCGAGGCUUCGUACCGCGUGGAGAGCGUGUCGGCAGGUGAACGUGUGUGUAUGCAGGUGCAGUUCCUGAUCUUCAGCAAACCCCACGGGACCCCCAGCGCUGAGCAGUGUUAUACCAUACCCCAGUCAGAGUGGGAGCGUCAGGUGUUUCUGGCCGUGGUGUGUGUGUGUGUGUUUUUAGCGUUGGUGACGUUGACCGUGGGAUGCUACUGCUUCAUCAGCAGAUAUUACACACUCAUCAAGGAGCUAACGAAGCCUGUACACACACCUGAUGCACUGGAGGACUUCCCCUGUGUUGCCGUGGUGUCCGCUACUCCAGUUGAUGAGUGUUGUGAUCACGUGGUGGUGGAACCGGAACCGGAACCGGAACCGGAGCAGGAGGGGAGCACUUCUGGGUCACACAAGGGUCACCGCCACCACAACACUUCAGGGUCACUUAAGGGUCACGGUGGCAGCAGCUCAGGGUCAAGGUCGGGGUCGGACUCAAGGUCGGGGUCGGAGUGGUCCCAGAGCGAACUGGCCCUCACGGGGGAGGGGGAGAAGGAGGAGGAGGAGGAGGACGGGGGAUCUGGGUACAAUUCGGGCACGCCACUGCUGUGA